This is a messenger RNA of Amorphotheca resinae ATCC 22711, 414 nucleotides long. RefSeq lists its product as hypothetical. NCBI's taxonomy places the organism in Eukaryota, Fungi, Ascomycota, Leotiomycetes, Helotiales, Amorphothecaceae. The record is from RefSeq and is a predicted model, not a curated record. The coding region runs from base 129 to 302 and encodes 57 amino acids. The transcript has a single exon.
CCCAUCGUGACCCGAGUCAAAUCAUUAUAGCGAAGUGAUCUUGGCAGGGCGGAGGAUUCUCAAGUUGUUUAACUUGUUUGCUUGGAAAGUUUGGGGGGGGCAAUGAUACCCCUCCUGAACCUGAAUCAAUGACGAGAUGCCAGCGAGUCGCGCGUGAGGGAGGGGGGUUCAUUGGUGUCGAGGCAAAGCCUUUCCGCGGGGCGAAGAGAGAGAGGCGUGUUGUUGGAUCUGGGUUGAUCGGACACCAAGUGGCACGACUGCACUAUCGGACGGUAGUACGGGAUGGGGGGACGGACUACUGAAGUAUAUACUACUUGGUGUAGCAGUAGACUGUAGUUAGUAGUAUACUGUACCUACUUGAGAAGUAGUUAAGGGGGGGCAGUGAUAAUGGUAACAAUGGUAAUAGUUACUGGG